AUUGUGACCCAUUUACGUACAGCUCAAAUUGGAAACGAGGACAAACGGGAGAACACAAUUCACACCUUAUGAGCCUCGGUACAUCUGCUGCUACAGAGCCGAUUUCCUUUAAACCAGUCUUUUUUUUAAAGUUGACAUGAACUAUAUUCAGCACACCGAAGAUAGGAUCCGUGUCGGGUUGACUUCCCUUAAUGUCACGACAUUGAAAAUAUACUUACACCACUUCUGUCGUUGCUGCUGCUAGUGGUUUUAACCAUUCUAGUCGUAAAUUUGCUGAACACUGCGGUUUGUCUUUCCCCUAGCUACCUCUACGCAGAUAAACCUCGUCUACAGCUGUCUUUUAGUCAAACUGCUGUCUGAGUGAAAUGGAACAGUCCUGUUUUAAAGAGACAUAUUUGAAGAUUGGAACUUUGCUUGUAUUUUCGUUGAUUUUCUCAUUGGAUUCAUGCACUGCUCAAAGACAAGUGAAAUUACAAGAAGGGCCCCUAGUCCGGGCUGAGGGUCACCACAUCACAAUUCAAUGUGAUGUGAGCGGGUAUCAGGGAUCAUCAGAGCAGAACUUUGAGUGGUCCGUCUUUCGUCCAGAUAAGCCUACACUGAAAAUCCAGAUUAUCAGCUCAAAUGAUCCUGAGUUCCCUUAUGCUGUGUUUGGAGAAAGAGUGCAAAAGAAUGACAUCUACAUCGAAAGGAUUAAAGGAGACUCUGUGUUGUUACACAUUACAAAGCUGCAGAAAAGUGAUGAAGGGAUGUAUGAGUGUGCCACUCCCAGCACAGACAAUGCAUACUGGGGAUCCUAUAGUGCCAUGAUGAACUUGACAGUUGUUCCAGAUACGCUUAGUGCAACAUUGGCACCCCAAACCCUGGAUAAAGUUGAAGGUGACUCCCUGGAAUUGAUCUGUGAAGUAUCUAAAGAAACAUCACAGCACACACACGUGGCUGUCACAUGGUACAUACAGAAGGGAGAUCAGAAACUCAUGGUCAUCUCUCUGACAAGAGAUUUCAUCAUACGUUCUGGAGAUUCGUAUAAGCAGAAAGAGGCGGCAGGAGAUGUACAACUGGAUAAGAUUGGUGUGACUUCAUUCAAACUCACCAUCUCCAAACUACAGCUGUCAGAUCAAGGAAAUUAUUAUUGUGAAGGUGCAGAGUGGAUUCAAGACAUAGACAAAUCCUGGUAUGGCCUGUCUAGUAAAAAUACUGAAAAUACCACAGUGAAUGUUAAGAGCAUAGGUAACCAGUUUCUCGCACUGAUUAAAGCCACUGAAGUCAACAUUAAUGUAGGUGGCACAUUGGAGAUAAUCUGCACAAUUGAAGCUCAGAAUUUCCCAGAUCGUUUCUUCUCCGUUGCCUGGUUCUUAAACAAUAGAGAAAUAAUCCGUUUUGGAUCAAAUGCGGUACCAUCCUUUCACGGGGAAUAUAAAAUGAGAGAGAGCUUGGGAAAAGUGAUGGUCCAUAAGAAAAGUGACAGGGUUUAUGUUCUGAAAAUAUAUCAGAUUCAAGUGGAAGAUGGUGGUACAUAUCACUGCCAAGUGGAGGAGAAUGAGAAAGUAUCAUCUGCAGCAUUCUCAACUAAUAAAUCCAACGAGAUCACAAUCACUGUUCAACGACCACAAGCCAACCUCAAAGUGUUAAUCAACAGUAGUGUGACUGAAGUUUUGGAAGGUGAUUUAGUUCAGUUUGCCUGUGAUAUUCAUUCAGCAAGUGCAGCCUAUGGACAGCUCUCUAUUACUUGGCAAAUCAUAAACAACCAGAGCCAACACAGUGACAUAAUUGGAAUGAACCGAGAUGGUAUUCAGGUUACUUCCCAGCCUUACCAGGAGCGUGUAAUCAACAGUGACAUCAGAAUGGCACGAGUGAAAUCAAAUACCUUCACAUUGGGCAUUUAUAAUGCCCAGACUUCAGAUCAAGGACACUAUGCUUGCAAAGUGAUGGAAUGGGAAAUAGAAUCUGAUGGAAACUGGCACCUAAUUGGAGAAUAUGUUAGUGACAAGAGGGCAGUAACUAUCAAAUCCCUUGAAAGCAACUUUAAGGUUACGGCAAUCACCCGGACACCAACUGUGAAAUACUAUGGUACAUUUGAACUCCAGUGUAUCAUUAGGCCGAUAAAUAUUACCCAUGUGCCAGCAUCUGUAUCCUGGAAAUUCCAACCAGCCAAUUCUAAUGACAGUUACAACCUUGUAACUUUCACCCAUGAUACCGCGAUUAAGUGGGGGAACAUAGCAGAGAACUUCAAAGGAAAGAUGAUUGUAGUGAAAUCUGUGUCCAAUGCUGUCCGGUUGAGUGUUUCAAGGGCCAGUAAAUUGGAAGCUGGGAAGUUUCUAUGUAUUGCAGAAUUAUGGGGAAGGCAUAAUCCAAACAAAUGGGUCAAAAAAGCCAGUGCAACAUCAAACAUCCUGGAAGUAAAGGUUGGACCCCCAGCUUGUCUCUUACAGCUUACUAAGCAAGUUACCACGAUAUAUAAAAGAAUCAAUGACAUCACUGAACUUGAAUGUAAAAUUUUAGCUCGAACUCAAAACGAUUCCCAAUUCUCAGUCAUGUGGCUCUUCAGUAAGCCACAUGGACCAAACGUGAAAGGGGAAAAUCUUCUGAACGUUGAUCGCAACAGUAUUGUCCAGUACUAUGGAGAAUUGCUUACUAAUUCUCAGAAGAAAAUGAAAUUUCAGGAUGAGAAGCCCUCCAGUGAUGUGUACAAGUUGAUGAUACAGAAAACUGAUGUAAAUGACAGUGGAAAUUACUACUGUCACGUAACAGAGUGGCUCUUGGAUCCCAACAACAUCUGGUAUAAAGUGGGAGAGGAUACAUCAGCAAUGACAAUUGUGCAAGUGCGUACAGCAGAUGCAAACCUACAAAUCAGUAACAAUAACUCAACUCUCUCAAUAAAUGAGAACACUGCUGUCGAACUUGAAUGCCAGAUCAUUAACCAGACACAGAGACAAUCACAAUUUUCAGUCACAUGGUACUUCCAAAAUGAUAAUCCAAACACCAAGGAGACAGCACUUCUCAAAGCUGAUCGAAAUAAUAUCCUGCAAUAUUUUGGAGAUCUGCAGGUAGAUCCUCAGAAAAUGAUGAAAUUCCAAAGUGUGAAGACCUCCAGUAACACCUACAAAUUGAUAAUACAGAAGGCAGCGCAGAGUGACAAUGGUGUUUACUUCUGUGAUGUGGAAGAAUGGGUCUCUGGCACCCAGAAUGAAUGGGUUCUACAAGGACAUGCUCGCUCUGGAUCAAUAAUUCUUCAAGUUCAGACACCAGGUGCUACUCUUCACUCAAAGGCUUGUGCAUCGUCCUCUCUCUUCUACUUCAUAUUUAUCUAUCCAUUUAUAGUCAUUAUAGCUCUUAUCAUCGUUGCACUUUAUUUUUAUUUGAGGCCAAAGAAACCACAGAAACCUAUUAAUGAAAAGAGCUUUUGGACACCGAUAGAAACAUUCAUUGACGAUCCUAAGAGUGAAGAAGAAGAAAAUGUAAAAUAGCACUUCAAUUUUUUAUCUUUGCAACUCUCUAUUGUUGCUAUGGGAACUGUGACCUAAUUGGCAGCAAGAUAUCACUUGUGGGGAAAUAUUCAUAGUGGUGCCAACCAAACAGAACAUUAAUUUUCAUUUUACUAUAAACUAGACUUUAUAAACUUUGAAAUCACAAGCUUCCAUAGCAUAGUCCCUUCGUCAGAUGAAGAAGGGGCUCUGCUCUGAAAACUUCUGAUUUCAAAUAAACCUGUUGGACUAUAACUUGAUAUUGUUUGACUUCUGACUUUGUCCAUCGCAGUACGGCACCGGCAUCUCCACGUCAUUGAUAAACUUUGAACAAGAAAUGUAUAAAUAUGUUUUCAUUGGUUUUGCAGUAAUUUGCGAGAAAGCCCAGCUUAUCUUCUGCUUCAAACAACUUCACUUCAUUCUUUGCAUGAUUGCAAUCAUUUAAGAUUUAGGAACCUUCUUGUAAUUUUCCGUUCUUGAAUUCAAACUUAAGAUGAACAUCAAUACUUUUUCAUGAAGGUUUCAUUUUCAACCCUUCCCAUGUGUUGAAAUUAUUGCAGCCAAUGCCCCAAAUCUAGAGUACCUGUAAGUGUAAAAAUAACGAAAUAAGCAGAGUGUAAUAUUCUAAAAGCCUAACAGACCAAGCCCUGAAAAGCAAUGCGAUGCUUUCAUAGAAUUUGUGCUCAGGAUUGGACUUGUCAAAACUGCUAUACUAAAUUGCUGCAUCAGCAGAGAAGAAUUAGUUAUUCAGUAUCUGGAAAGUGCAUUGUCGGGGACACUGUAUAUUUAGCGGUUGUUUUGUCACUAGGAUACAAAGUAUUUGUCCAAACCUUGAAGAUAAUGCAGAGCUGUUUACUCUCACUGCAGUGUGAAACCAGAUUCAUUUUAAUUCGUUCAGUCUUAAAAUGAAGUGGCUGAAACAACACCUCUUCAAAUAUAUAAGAGAGUGAAAAGCCUGGGAAAAAGUACAAUGGAAGCACAUCAUUCAAAUCUCACCGACGCCAACAACAAUAGGGAAGAGAAACAUUUGGAAGUUCUAUAUGCAAAAAAUAGCCAAUGUUGGUAAUGUAAUUGAGAGUGCUGGUUUAAUGCUGAAAUAAGGAAUGGUGAUCGUCGGGCUCUAAGCAGACUGUUGGACAUGGGUGAAAUAACUUUCACCAGUCGAAUAUAGCCUGUGACCUCAGGCAUAUUAAUAUUGUUGGCAGAUAGGAGAGAAGCAAUUUAAAAUUUAUUUCUGAAAGAUACUAUCAGAACAUGGCAGGAGACAAGACUUUUUAAAAAUAUACAUCAUGCUAAAGGCCUUAAAUGUGUUGUGAUGAAGGGCAGGAUGGCUCAGUUAUUCAAGCAAUUGUAGUUCAGAGCCAGCCUUUACUGAGACAGUAUUACGUGUAACAGUUUGCAUGUGCGUGCAGUUGGAGUCAGAAUGUUUUUUAAGCUUUUCUGAUGGCAUUUAUUUUGCCAUGCAUGAGGAAGCAGAUUUUUCAAAGAUAAAUCUUAUUUUAGGGGAAUAUGGUAAUAAGGAAGGGAUUCUGAUUUUUAUUAAGGUUUAUACCAGACAUAAGGGAGAUAUCGAAGAGUUUUAUUUUCUCGUUUACAUUGUUUUCAGUAGCUUUUUAGUGUUUAUACCUUUUUUGGCAAUGUUUAGUAUUAUUACAAUUGGGGAAUUUUUGUGCAUAGUCAGGUAUAUUGCAUGCAGAAUGAUCAAACAUUUAAGUAAAUUUCAACCAGCCUCCAGAAUUCAGCGAAACAAGAUUAGACAAUGGGGUAGGAAAAUGAGCUUGAAACAUUUGUUGCAGUACACCAGUUGCAAGGUUACAGGCUCCUCUGCCAGCUUCCAUACCAAUGCAAAACAAAUUAUUGACAAUUGCUUUCUAAAUACUCCAAAGAACAAUGUCGAGCUUUAAGAUGAAAGAAGGCAUGUCAAGGAAGUCUAUGUGAGCUGGCAUUAGAGUGCUAAAGUUCAAACAGCAGUCAUUAAGGGGAAGUAAAGGCCAUAAAAUGUGAGGCUGGAUGAACACAGCAGGCCCAGCAGCAUCUCAGGAGCACAAAAGCUGACGUUUCGGGCCUAGACCCUUCAUCAGAGAGGGGGAUGGGGUGAGGGUUCUGGAAUAAAUAAGGAGAGAGGGGGAGGUGGACCGAAGAUGGAGAGAAAAGAAGAUAGGUGGAGAGGAAAGUAUAGGUGGGAAGGUAGGGAGGGGAUAGGUCAGUCCAGGGAAGACGGACAGGUCGAGGUGGGAUGAGGUUAGUAGGUAGGAGAUGGAGGUGCGGCUUGGGGUGGAACGAAGGGAUGGGUGAGAGGAAGAACAGGUUAGGGAAGCAGAGACAGGUUGGACUGGUUUUGGGAU
Molecule: messenger RNA, 5806 nt
Organism: Stegostoma tigrinum
Lineage: Eukaryota; Metazoa; Chordata; Chondrichthyes; Orectolobiformes; Stegostomatidae
Product: immunoglobulin superfamily member 3-like
Exons: 9
Coding region: 366-3464 (1032 amino acids)
Source: RefSeq, a predicted model, not a curated record